Molecule: messenger RNA, 2280 nt
Organism: Onychostoma macrolepis
Lineage: Eukaryota; Metazoa; Chordata; Actinopteri; Cypriniformes; Cyprinidae
Product: apolipoprotein L4-like
Exons: 6
Coding region: 115-1701 (528 amino acids)
Biological process (GO): lipoprotein metabolic process; lipid transport
Cellular component (GO): membrane; extracellular region
Molecular function (GO): lipid binding
Source: RefSeq, a predicted model, not a curated record
CUUCCAGCUUUCACUUUUUAUGCUUUUUGUGAUUUCUCAAUCUGGAUUUGAUAAUACUAAGGCAUGGACUUAGUAUUAUCAUGGACAUGAUCAGUCCUGUGCAAAAUACUCCUGAUGGUCAUAUCCAGAUCAUUCACAACUGCGGUGGCAGACGACAGGGCACAGUUAGAGGACCGUCUGACAGAGUAUGUCAAGGACACACUCGAGUACAUUGAGACCAUAAGAGACUUCUGUGUCCAAGAACCGAAAUGGACAUCUGACAGAAGGGCAGAGCGUAAGAAGAUGAGAGACAUCAGUGAAAAACAGCAGGAGGAGAAGCUCGGCGCCGUCCUCAAAGACACAUUAGAGGGUCUGAAGAAACUUGAGCCGUUCCUGGAUGCGGUGGAGAAGCUAGCAGUGACCUCAAGCCAUGUCUUCAGCGGACAGAUCUUCCUUCUGUGGGGAGAGAGUCCUGAAAGAGUGCAGUCCGUCAUCACAGAUGCCAGAACAGAUGCUCCUCUCCUCAUCCACUUCAAACGAGAUGCAGAAACCUUCUUCAGGCCUCUACUCGAUAAUGUGAACAUCCUGAUCUUUCAGCUUAACAACUACGUGCUCAAAACUGAGCAACUUUGUAACAGAAUGAGAAGUUCAGUUUUGCGUGGAACCAUCUAUAAACGUAAAACGGAUCAACCUUCAGUGCGGCUCAUUUUGAACACAAGCGUGAACGACAUGAAUCAAAUGCUUCAUCAUUUGAAGCAGUUGUGUGAAAUCAGGAGGAACGAGGACACCCGGCUGGCGUUCCUCUUUCAGGACAAUGCUCAGAAAUUCACUAAAGUGUUCAGUGAACGUCACACUCGAAUGUGGCAGCUCCUGUCAGAUCUGGAGGACACUGCAGUUCAUCUGGACAGAAUGAAGAAGGGGGCCAUUAUAUCCACCGUGGCUGGUAGUUCACUGGGGAUAGUAGGGGGUGUCUUGUCUAUUCUUGGAAUUGUUCUUGUCCCCAUCAGUGCAGGGACAUCACUGGGUCUUACUGUGGCAGGGGCCAGUCUGGGGGGUGUUGGUGCAGUCGAUGCUCUUGUAACAGAUAGCACUGAAAUGGUAAUCAACAGUAAGCUUGAGCAGAAAGCACAAAGCAAUGCAACGAGUUACAUGGAUGAUAUGAUAGAGAUUGAAGACUGUUUGACAGAAGCGGUCAACAGUGAAGGACCUUUAGUGAAGCCUAGUUCAGUUGAUCCUCACAAAAUUACACACUUAACUUUUGAAGGGAUUAGAGGGUCUGUGAAUGUGCUGGAUACAGUUGCAGCUAUUCCAGUGUAUAAAAGUGAAACAGCCAUUCAAGCAGCAGCGGUGGAGUUACGAAGGGCUCAUGACGUACCAGAGGUGGCUGUUUACCUGUCUACGACAGAGCGGCUGGCAACAGCUAAAAUAUUGAAGUUUGCAACGGUUGCUAGACGUAUGACUGGCAUCAUAAAUUUUCUCUCUAUUGGCCUAGAUGGCUAUUCUAUUUACAAAGAAAGUAAAAGUCUUGCAAAAGGGAGCGAGAGCGCGGUCUCUAAGCUCAUCCGCUCCAGAGCAGCUCUGUGGAAAUCUGAGCUGGAGGCCUGGGAGAAAAUACACGAUUCCUUACGCAUAGGAAUAGAGACGAUUAAUGAGACCCGGGAUACUUUAGAGAAACCAUUUCUACAUUUAUUAAAUUAUUACCGUAGUUGUUUUCCUUGUUGAAGGAUUAAAUCAAGCACAGCACAUUACACGUGUUUCUGCAUGUAAAAUACAGAAUUAACAGGGUUAUCAGAUAAAUUGAAAAGAUUACUAUUAAUAUUAAGACUAAAAAUGAUUGAUACAUUCAUGCGUUUCAUUCCUUAAUUAUUCCUUCAGAAAUAUGAACUAAUAACAUACUAUAAUAUGUAAAUGAUCAGGUAUAUAGUAGCUAACGUUAGCUGAAUGCUGCUGAUGGCUUUCUACUAGUUUGUUAGCUACACAUAUACACUAGUUAUACACUUGUGAAAAUAAUUGAGAGAACCACUGAAUACGGGCUAACUUUGGCAUUUUUAACCCAUUAAUAUGCCUGCAUGAGGUUUUUGGAUUAUUAGUCAAAAACGAAUGUAUCUUGACAAAGUGAUUUAUCAUUGAAAUGUCUGAGACUGAUUCGAUUUUCGAUCACUUUGUAGUGUAAUACUCCUGUUUACAUGUAACUACUAUUCUAUGAUAAAACGAUUAAAAAAUUAAAUAAUUAUGCCGCAGUGUAAACAUAAUGCUUUCUAGACCCGUCAGAGAAGAUAAAUGACAUUAAACACACAUUAA